This is a messenger RNA of Ruditapes philippinarum (Manila clam), 669 nucleotides long. RefSeq lists its product as uncharacterized. The record is from RefSeq and is a predicted model, not a curated record. NCBI's taxonomy places the organism in Eukaryota, Metazoa, Mollusca, Bivalvia, Venerida, Veneridae. The annotation marks the transcript as partial. Gene Ontology annotation, biological process: regulation of transcription by RNA polymerase II. Gene Ontology annotation, cellular component: nucleus. Gene Ontology annotation, molecular function: DNA-binding transcription factor activity, RNA polymerase II-specific; DNA binding. The transcript is spliced from 4 exons.
AUAGCUUUAUUGACAGGUCUGGACUAUAUACAGAAAGAAGAUCCUGAUAUUUUAAAGCUCAGAAUCGAGAUAAUGAUGAAAGAGAAUUGUGAGGAGUUUGCCCUGAAUCUCUGUAACUGGUCACUCAAACACCCUGCUCUGUUGAAUGAUCUAAAGAUCAAAGAACACCAAAUUUUCAUACUUUAUAAACAGCAGGAGUAUGGCAAGAUGCAGGAAGUGUGUGAGACGAUCAUAUGCCAUGAUGGUAUCAAAGUUAUGUCCCAUUUAGCAAAGACGCCCACUAACCAGGAGCUUUGUAUACGCUUAGCACAGGUGUUUCUCAUACAGGACUGGGUAAAACCAGAGCGGACAUGUUGUACACAGGAGCUGCUAAAGCUGUGGAUACACCAUCAAUAUUUGGCAGAUAAAGAUGAGGAGCGUUUUCUAGAUAGUAUUUGGACAGUUGCCAAGGUGUGCCGGGAUACAGAGCAAAUUGGAGUGCUUAUUGAUGGUGUUAAAAAAGAGUGUGGAGAUAUGUUCAUCCAGUUAUAUUCAGAGCUGUGCAAGUUUGCUAUCAACAUUGAUAAGGGAAACAUGGAAAGAGAAGAGGUGCAGAAAAAUCCUGAGGAGUACAACACAAGACGCCUAGCAAUGUCAAAAAACCUGUGUCACGCAUGGCGUUCAUGCUGA